UUCACAGCACUUUAUACAUUUCACCGCAGAAGUUUCGAGCAGGAAGAAUUAUCUGUGUUGAGAGGCGGCUGAGGAGGAGGAAAGCAUGGCCCUAAACGCAGAUGAUGAGGACUUUGAAUGGGAGCCUCCCUCCGAGGCCGAGAUGAAGGUGAUUCAGGCUCGACGAGAGCGACAGGACCAGAUCAGCAAGCUGAUGGGAGGCUAUCUGCUGAAGGGGUACAAGAUGCUGGGGGAGUGCUGUGAGCUGUGUGGGACAAUUCUGCUGCAAGAUAAGCAGAAGAAAAAUUACUGUGUUGCUUGUCAAGAGCUGGACUCCGAUAUUGACAAGGACAACCCAGCUUUAAACGCCCAGGCAGCUUUGUCACAGGUACGAGAGCGUCAGCUUGCGAAUCAGCCUCUCCCUGAAUCUAAUGGGGCUUCAUCCAGCGAACCCCCUCCCUCCAUCACGGGGCAGCCCCGGCCGGAGCACUGCGAGGGGGCCGCGUCUGGACUGAGAGGUCUCCCUCCCGCCAUACAGCCCACCCCUCUUUCUGUUCCCACCGUCAGCACCAACUUUCUGCCACCAGCCAACCCUCCUCUCCAGACUGCACCUCCUUCAGUGUCCUUGGGCAACACCCUCCACCACCACCCAGCCUUGUCAAGCGCAGAGGAGGCAGUGCUACACAAACUCAGAUGGGCCACACAGGAGCUCCAGCACUCUGUGUCAGUGGAGGCCAGUAUCCAGCUCUGCAGUCUGAUCCGAGGCUGUGCCGAAUCCCUGCGUAGUUUGAAAGAACUGCAGCUCUCAUAAGACUGAACCACAGACAGAGCUGUAACAGGAGACACAUAACGAAAUACGAACAGCACACACAUAUAUGUACACGCAUAUAUAUAUAUAUAUAUAUAUAUAUAGGAACAUACUCAACGGAGUGUUCCGGUUGUGUUUAUGUUUGUUCUAAAGCGGCUGAGUAUGUGACUGUGUUGUGUGUUGAAAUACAUUGCUUGAGCUGCAAAGGCUGUUUCUUUCUCCCUGAUUUGUUUGCGUUCGAGUUACAUUACAAGUUUGAACUUUCUUUCUGUUUCUUUAUGAACUCAUAAUUGGUUAAACUCCCAAGUUUUAUGAAAGUACCAACUUAACCGUCGUGACAAUGUUAGAACAACUACAGUUGGUGAAGUUAAGUGUUUCAAAGCAGCAACAGAUCCAUUUCGGUGCUGUGAGUGCUGUUUUGGUAACAAAUAACAGCAUCAUAAGUUUGAUAGUUAGGGGUAUUUCACUGCACUGCUUUCCUAUUUUCUUCCCAGCGAUCAUUGCACUAAUGCCUUAGUUCAACUUAAAAGUAUUUCUUGACCUUGCACUUUUUUUAUGACACUGCCCUAUGUCUAGCAUUUUUGCAUUCCACUUCAGUGUGUUCCAUCGUUUUUGCAGUGGAAUGCAAAAACUUGUUUUUUUCCCCCACAUUCCACUGCCCAUGUCUCACAUUUGUAAAUUCAAAAACGUGUUUUUUGUGAUGGGCCAUAAUAGGGGCCAUUCACAUAGAACAUGUUUUUAUGUUGAAAAUAAUUUGCAUUCUACUGUGUUGCUUUGUUUUUUUAUAACUUUUCAAGUUAUAAACUUGCAAUUGUGAGUUUACGUCUAGCAAUUCUGCCAUUUUUCCCCCUCUGAAUUCUUUGGUUAUAUCUUGCA
This is a messenger RNA of Sinocyclocheilus grahami, 1663 nucleotides long. RefSeq names its product Sjoegren syndrome/scleroderma autoantigen 1 homolog. NCBI's taxonomy places the organism in Eukaryota, Metazoa, Chordata, Actinopteri, Cypriniformes, Cyprinidae. The record is from RefSeq and is a predicted model, not a curated record. Bases 86 to 790 code for a protein of 234 amino acids. The transcript is spliced from 4 exons.